Olea europaea var. sylvestris is the source of this 835-nucleotide messenger RNA. Its product is annotated as 60S ribosomal protein L23a-like. Gene Ontology annotation, molecular function: structural constituent of ribosome; rRNA binding. Bases 154 to 621 code for a protein of 155 amino acids. Gene Ontology annotation, biological process: ribosomal large subunit assembly; translation. NCBI's taxonomy places the organism in Eukaryota, Viridiplantae, Streptophyta, Magnoliopsida, Lamiales, Oleaceae. Gene Ontology annotation, cellular component: cytosolic large ribosomal subunit; ribosome. The transcript is spliced from 4 exons. The record is from RefSeq and is a predicted model, not a curated record.
AGCCCAAUUAGCCUAAACAGGUCUAACCUAAUCACCUUAACACAUUUGCAGUUUUUAGUGUGCAUAUAUAUCAUCCCUGAAACCCCACUGAAGCCGCAGCUAUUCUCACUCUUAAUCGUCCUUCAGGUGGGGUUUGUGUUACAGUCGUCACAAAUGGCUCCUGCUAAAGUGGAUAGUACGAAAAAGGCUGAUCCCAAGGCUCAGGCCUUGAAGACUGCAAAGGCUGUAAAAGCAGGUUCUUCAACAAUCAAGAAGAAAUCAAAGAAGAUCAUCACGAAAGUUACGUUCCACAGGCCGAAGACAUUGAAGAAGGACAGAAACCCCAAGUACCCACGCAUCAGUGCUCCUCCAAGGAACAAAUUGGACCACUACCAAAUUCUCAAAUAUCCUUUGACCACCGAGUCUGCAAUGAAGAAGAUCGAGGAUAAUAACACCUUGGUUUUCAUUGUUGACAUCCGUGCUGACAAGAAGAAGAUCAAGGAUGCAGUAAAGAAGAUGUAUGAUAUUCAGACCAAGAAAGUGAAUACUUUGAUCAGGCCUGAUGGAACCAAAAAAGCCUAUGUUCGGUUAACUCCAGAUUAUGAUGCCCUGGAUGUAGCUAACAAGAUUGGAAUCAUCUAAAGCUUGUACUGAUUUAUCAUUUUAGCUUGUUAUGAGACAGAUCCUCGGCGAUAGACCAUUGUUGGUUGUGAUCUUUAGUACUGUUUUGCUUUUAUUCUGGUUAAUAUUUGAUAUUGGCUAGAGUUCAAUCUCUGAUACCUACUUUUGGAACCUCUUAGUAUACUAUUGCAUGAAUGUUUUGGGUUACAAGUAAAAAAACUGCCUUUGUCUUCAA